Molecule: messenger RNA, 453 nt
Organism: Cuscuta europaea
Lineage: Eukaryota; Viridiplantae; Streptophyta; Magnoliopsida; Solanales; Convolvulaceae
Source: the annotation of a GenBank genome assembly
GGGCUUUCGAUAUUGAUGAUUGUCGCUCUCAGCAUGGCUUUGCCGUAUAUUAUGGUGGCAAUUUAGUUAGUUGGGCCUCCAAGAAGCAGCAUGUUGUUGCCAAAUCCAGCUCUGAAGCCGAGUAUCGUGCCAUUGCCUUCACCUCCACAGAGUUAAUCUGGAUACAACAGCUUCUACGUGAGCUACAUGCCCCUCUUCAUGCUCCACCGAUUCUUUUGUGUGACAAUCUCAGUGCCACUUAUAUGACUGCCAAUCCGGUUUUCCAUCAACGAUCCAAACAUAUCAAAAUUGAUUACCAUUUUGUUCGCGAACAGGUUGCUGAUGGGUCUCUUGUUGUUCGUCACGUUCGUGCCUCGGAUCAGGUUGCCUAUAUCUUCACCAAAGUCGUUGGGAAUUCACGCUUUCAAACUCUCCGUUCCAAGCUCCAUGUCGCGUUGCCACCUUGAGCUUGCC